This is a messenger RNA of Guyanagaster necrorhizus, 744 nucleotides long. RefSeq names its product vacuolar assembly protein DID2. Gene Ontology annotation, biological process: vacuolar transport. The record is from RefSeq and is a predicted model, not a curated record. NCBI's taxonomy places the organism in Eukaryota, Fungi, Basidiomycota, Agaricomycetes, Agaricales, Physalacriaceae. The transcript is spliced from 5 exons. The coding region runs from base 6 to 617 and encodes 203 amino acids.
UUCUAAUGAGCAAUCUUGAGAAGACUCUAUUCCAGCUCAAGUUCACAGCCAAGACCCUGAAUCGCCAGGCUAAGAAGGCACAGAAGGACGAGAAUACUGAAAAGUCUCGCCUGAAAAAAGCCCUUCAACAAGGAAACAACGAUGGCGCCCGGAUAUAUGCAUCCAAUGCUAUUCGCAAGAAGAGCGAAUCUCUUAAUCUUUUACGGCUGUCGAGCCGCAUAGAUGCAGUUGCCAGUCGCGUAGAGACUGCCGUAACGAUGCGACAAGUGACUGGAAAUAUGACCUCUGUGGUGAAGGGCAUGGACAGGGCUAUGGAGAGUAUGAAUCUUGAAAGGAUUUCUCUUGUGAUGGACAAGUUUGAGUCGCAAUUCUCGGACCUUGAUGUGCAAACGUCGUACAUGGAAGACACCAUGGCUGCCACCAGUGCAGUGUCUACGCCACAAGAUCAAAUCGAUCAGCUGCUGCGCCAGACUGCAGAGGAGGCCAACAUAGAGCUACAACAUGAUCUUGCCUCAAAGGAUCUUGCCGCAGUGCCAGAUCUAUCGCCUCGAGAAAAGAUUAGAGAAGAGGAUGAUAAGCUAGCAGAGAGGCUGAGGGCACUGAGGCCUGCUACGUAGUCUGACAAUUCAGUUGACAUGUUGUAGGAUAUAGCGGGGUGGACGCUUCUAAGUGUACGGUCGUGUACCACGUUUGUAUGUAUGAAAUCCAUUAAUUAUGAACCAGGAGUCAUAAGACGGCCGUACU